AGGAAGCUGCUGCUGUGGCAGAAGGCUGUUAUAGCAGGUGAUCGCCCCUUAUUUGGUAAUGCCCCAGAUCAUGUGACCACAAAAUGGUGGAAGCUGUGAAGCUGUUUGUAAGCUGAGCAUCUCCACCGAGAAGCUGGGAGCAGGAAAUAGGCAGGGAACUUGGAUGUACAUCCAUGCUCUGAGACGCCCAAGGACAGAGAUUCCCGUGCCCCAGCAGCGCCAGCAGACAGGAAGCGAGAGUGAGGGAGGGGCUGCUGUCAUCAGCACUGCUGUUCUGUGGAAGUGGAUGCAAAACAGCUCAGCAUCCUCCAUGGAGGGAGCAGAUAACAGCUGAUGCUUGUCCUCCUGGGGAUGGACCUGGCAUCAGAGAGCAAAAUGAACUCUGAGGGGGGCGAAGGCAGACCAGUCCCUCCUACCUCUCUACCCCUGCAAGGAGGUGCCACCCAAAGAAAAAAGCUAUCUGCACCUCGUAUCAGCCUGUCACUGGACCAAAGCGAGGAUGACUUGGGGGAGACGCCCGACGACCUCGACAUUGACGUGGAUGACCUCGACACUCCAGACGAGGGGGAUUACCUGGACUACACGGACCAUGAAAUGGACUGGGAAGACCCCAAUGCAGCCAAUAGGAGCGGGACAAGUGAGCCUUAUGAUCCAAUCCCAACGUACAGCGCUGAGGAGGAACGCCAGGAUGGCAAACUAUGGAGGACGGUCAUCAUCGGGGAGCAGGAGCACCGCAUCAACAUGAAGAUCAUUGAACCCUACAUGAGAGUCAUCUCCCACGGAGGCUACUAUGGCAACGGGGGAAAUGCCAUCAUAGUGUUCGCAGCCUGUUUCCUGCCAGACAGCGACAGAGAGGACUACCAUGAAAUAAUGGAGAACCUCUUCCUGUAUGUGAUCAGCACGCUGGAGCUGAUGGUAGCAGAGGAUUACAUGAUCGUGUACCUGAACGGAGCCACGCCCCACAGAAGAAUGCCCGGCCUUGGCUGGCUGAAGAAAUGCUAUCAGAUGAUUGACAGAAGGCUCAGGAAGAAUUUGAAAUCCUUCAUUAUUCUCCAUCCGUCAUGGUUUAUCAGGACCGUUCUAGCCAUUACCAAGCCCUUCAUUAGCGCCAAGUUCAGCAGCAAGAUAAAGUAUGUGACCAGUCUGGAUGAGCUGCAGGAACUCAUCCCCAUGGAAUCCAUCCAGAUCCCAGAGUGCAUCAUUAGACUUGACAAGGAACUGAAGGAAGCAGCGGAGAACUCAAAAAUGAAUAGUUUUCUGCUGGGACCAGAGCCAACAGCAGCAGGCAGAACAGACAGACCAGACGAAGCCGGUGCCAGCAGCUCUUAAACCCAAACAUCCUAAAUGGAGAUGGGUCACCUCAAUGUUCAGAAGUCGCUGUUGUAAUUCAUGGGUAAAGCUGGAAAACAAAGGCUUGUUAAGCUUGUGUGUGUGUGUGUGUGUGCGUGUCAGUGUUUGUCAAUUAGACACUGGAGUUUAAUAUGAAAAACACAACUUACAAUAAUACCUGUUAACACUCAAGAGUUAGAUCUCAUUCUUUAUGGCUGCUGUAGCAUCUACUGUACCUUACACCUGCAGUCCAGAGAGCUAUAGUCAAGUGUGAUGCUUGGCAGCACUUACAGAGUAGCAUCAUUGUUCACGGUAGGGUAGGAAAUGCAAUUACACACCAGACAGCGCACUGCGCAAAUCCAUUUGUAGAGUCUAUAGUGUUGUAGUUGUGUGCAUGAGAAGCAGUGAAGCAAUAAUAUCACCCUUUACUGGUCACACGCUCUCAGUAUUUCAGAUAAAGAAGCAACUUGUGUGUCAGCAGUCUCAAUAAAAGCACAAGGUUUUUGCCAAAAAAAAAAAAUCCUUGUGCCAUAGAUGAUGUCCAGUCCUCUGUCUUAGUACUUCUAAACCUGGAAAAUACAUCUUCAGAUAGAUACUUUAACUUUAUAGAGUUUAUCUCAACCCAAGGAGGAAUUAUUUAAAUAUAAAUCAAGUUAUCAGUGCAAUGAGAGAGCAUGUCUUUUUCGCUCUGCAAAUGUGUGUGAGCGAGCGUGUGUGUGUGUGUGUGUGUGUGUGUGUGUGUGUUUUCAGUCUGUUUCUGUCAAAUAGUUCAACAUUAACUGGAAUCAUCUCUUCAGCUUCUCCUGGAUAAUCAGGAACAAACCUCAAGAAAGUAAAGAUGGGAUAUCUGUAAAGCACAAUAUCUUCAGUGUGUGUGUGUGUGGAUGUGUGUGUAUGCGUGUGUCCAAACGCAUGUGUGUGUGUGUGUGUGUGUGUUUGUGCAUCGGUGCAUGUCCCCUCAUAGAUAACUGAUGGUCCUCUCACACGUCGAGUCUUCUACUGUGAUGUAUUGAGGAUGUGCAAAGCAAUUAUGGAUCACUGUCUAGUAAUUCAAUAAAAAUGGACUGAAGUCUGAACGUU
Larimichthys crocea (large yellow croaker) is the source of this 2409-nucleotide messenger RNA. It is a transcript of the gene prune2, whose product is annotated as prune homolog 2 with BCH domain. NCBI's taxonomy places the organism in Eukaryota, Metazoa, Chordata, Actinopteri, Sciaenidae. Bases 334 to 1329 code for a protein of 331 amino acids. The transcript has 12 exons. Gene Ontology annotation, biological process: apoptotic process. The record is from RefSeq and is a predicted model, not a curated record. Gene Ontology annotation, cellular component: cytoplasm.